Messenger RNA from Tetrahymena thermophila SB210, 7212 nucleotides. RefSeq lists its product as hypothetical. NCBI's taxonomy places the organism in Eukaryota, Ciliophora, Oligohymenophorea, Hymenostomatida, Tetrahymenidae. The transcript has 9 exons. The record is from RefSeq and is a predicted model, not a curated record.
AUGGAUUAAUAUUACUAAAGUAACAACCAAAAUAUCUUAGAGUAAUACUUAGAGGAAUCAUAAGAAAAUGAGUUGUAGUAGGGCUAUUAUAAAAAAGACUAUUAUUACAAUAAAUAAUUGGAAGACAAGCAAAUAAAAGAAAACAUAUCUCUUUACCAUAAAGAAAUGAAUAUGAUAAAAAGUACUGAAAAGUUUAAAAAAAUGACAUACUCUACCCAUUAGAGUGCUGAUGAAGUAAUUAAGUUAAAAUAGAAAAAGUAGAUCAUGUACUCGUAAAAUGAACUCAAGACUUAAAUUGUUUAUCAGCAAAUAGCAAAUGAUAUAUUAAAAAACUAAAAAACUCACCAAGAUCUCCCAUAAUUUUUUUAGGCAAUCAUAGAAUAUUUAAAGUUUUUGUAUCAGAGGACUAAAGGAUAGAAUUUAUCUGUAAGUAAAAUUUUAGAAUUCAAGACAGAAACUUUAAGAAUAAAACAACACUUUAAAGAGGACAGAAAAAUCGAAAGAAAAUAUAUACUUCAAUUUGAAAAUUUAGAUUUUAAUGGAAUAAGCUGUUAAAGGGAAGCAGAUUAGAUUAAAAAUAAUUCGGGCAAUGGUCCUUAAGAAAAGGUUGAAAAAUUUAAAUAAAUAUACGAUUAGCUUUCAGAUGUAGAGAAAGAAAAACUGGUUGAUUAAUUGAUUAAAAAUAAUGAGUGUUUUUAAAGUGAAGGUUCAGAUGAAAAGGAUAAAGUUUUAUAAAAAUUAAUGCUUUUGGAAUUAAAUAGGGGCUUUUACAAUGAUUAAUAUAUUACAAAAGUUUGUUAUUUUUGUGAUAGCUUAAAUAGGGUAUUUUAAGGAUACUAUAAUUUCAUAGAAAUAUUAUAAAUUGAUGAUGAUUCGACUCCUCUUGUCUUGCAUCCAAUAGUAGUCGGAAUAAAACUUUAUUUUGAUGAGCUCCUGUAAGAGCCUAAAGGGAAUGAUGAAAAUAAGAAAAUUUAUUCAAAGCCUUCUAGUUUGCCUUAAGUAAUAUUCAUAAAUAUGGAUGGCUUUGAUAAUCCUUUGAAUUUAGAAGCUGUGAAAAAUUUCCCCACUUUUAACUAUUUUUCUAUUUUUCAUGAAUUUUUCAAUCCUGAUGGCAUAUUUUCGUUUUACAAAUAUAUUAAGCAAAGGAAGGAAGUACUAAAAUCCUUUUUCCCUUUUUUUACUCCUUUCUAUAAACAUGUGUAGGAAUACUACAACGAAAAAGCCAAAAGUAAAAAAUACACAACUGAAUAUGCAGAAUAAAAAUAAAAUGAGAAAUUAGACAGCCUUUACAGAGGAGUCAUAUCAGAUGAAGAGUUUGCCUUUUUAUUUGAAGAGUACAUUAUGUAUAGACUCAAUGAGUAUAGCAAAGUAGAUGCUUUAGUUUUUAGUUAUACUUGUGUUAUGAGCCCUGAAAAUAAAAGAACAGAAUAAAUUUUUAGAUUGUCAGAAGAAACUUUUUUCAACAUUUUUACCCAUAUUGCAAGAAGAACAAACUUUAGAAUGAUAUUUUUACCAAGGCUUAUCAUUAGAAACUUAUCAUCUAAAGAUCAACUGCCAUAAAAAAUCAUAUUCCCAUACUAAUUAGCAAACUAAAAAUAAUAAAAAGAGAUGGAUGUGCAGCUAGAAUAGCAUACCACACUCUUUAAGAAAGCCUAGGAAGAACUUAAAAUGUAUGAAUAGCAAAUAAGAGAUGUAUUUGGAAUUUUUACAUUUUAUGAAUAAUUAAAUGGGAAAGUUUAAUAUGAAAAUGAGAAUUUCGAACUAGUUAAAUACAUAUAAAAUAUAAAUUGUGGUUUCUUUUAGUUUUUUAAUUCUUUGAACAUUCUAAAAUAAAAGACUAACUCUUCAAUAUUUACUCAAAAAAAGAAUAUUCUACAUUGGAGAUUUGUUCAAUCUACAGUUUAUAUGUAAAACAGAAUUUAGGAAAUAAAAAAUAAAGAUUCAUCUAGAAAUAAUGGACUCGGUGUAGUAAAAAAAGAAUUUUCAUAUUUCAUAAAAUAUUUGAAAGAAAAGGAAAAUCUAGCAAUACAAAACUUAUCUGACCAAGAGUCUCUAGAUUUUCAGAGAUAAUUUUUAAGAAGCUUAGAACUUGUUGAUAGUAUUUUCCUUUUCUAGCAUAAUGAUAAAUUUGAUAAAAGAAGUCUAUCUAAUUUUAUUAAAUCUGAAGAAAUAUCAGCUAAAAAAUUUAGAAUAAUUAAUACCUUGAAUAAAUCUUGCUUCUUGAAUAAAUACUCAUAGUAUUAUGUUGAUUAUAAAAAUUAGAUGGUUUAUUUUUUCAAUAUCCUCUUUCCAGCUGAUCAAUCUAUACCGAAGCAGUAUGAUGAUUUAGUUUUUACUAUGACAAAUUGUGUUGGAUAAAUUCCAAAAAAAGACAGUUUAGAAGAUGAAAUUUAGGUAUAAAAAAUAUGUGAUUGGAAAUUUUCUAGAAUUACUCUGGGAUUACAAGAUGGUAUGCAAAAGCAUCGCUAGUACUUCUUGUAAAACGCAACAAUUGUCAAAACUACUAAAAAAAAUACUCUAAGUGGUGACAAACGAAAAUAUAAAUUCCUCUUAUUUUUUGGUGGUGAGAUUAAUUACUAUGAUAAAAAUAAAAAAGAAAUUAACUUGUAAAGUGAAAAUUUUAUUAAAAAUACUUGCUUGUAUUGUCUAAAGAUUAGCUAAGAAUCAUAUGCAGCAGCUGAAACGAUUUAUUCCUUUGAAGAAAUUAAAAUUUUUGGUAUAAAUGAAGAAUUUAUUCAAAAUCUAUCAUAUUCUUCAGGCAUAUCGAUGACUUACUUGGAAUAAAAAGAAUAAGAGCAAUAAAUUCAGCUUGAAGAAGAUAAGCAAAAAGAUUAAAAUAAAUAGCCAUAAGAUUAAGGGGGAAUUGAUAAAUAAAAUAAAUAAUAAUAAUAAAAUAAAGUAAAAGAACCAUCUGAUAAAAUUGAAGAUUAUUUAAUGUAAAGCUAUUUAUUUAUAUUUGGUGGUGAAUAUAAUAGCAAAACAGAAUAGUGCACGCUUCAAAACGUCAUAUUAUAUUCCAAUAUCGAUGAAGUUUUAAACAAAAUUAUUGAUAAAAUGUUAGAAGAGAGAAACAAUUUUGAGUUUUAAACUACAAUCAAUUAAAUCACCAAUGAUUUUAGAAAAACUGAUUUUUAAAAAAUAAAAUAUUUAGAAUUAAAUGAGGAGCGUAUACUUAGGGAAAAUACUUAAUUAUUAGAAGAAAUUGAUUUAAUACUGAAAAUUUAAUAAAAAGAUUAUAUUAAAAAGGUUUAAAUCUAUCUGUUGGAAAUAAAUCAGAUAUUAGAUAGCAUUUUACAACAAAAAAUAUCUGAUGAAUUAAAUGUUAACCAUAAAUUAAGCAAUUUAUAAACUGCUAAAUACACUUUUGAGGAGUUGAUUUAAAUUUAUUAUGAUACAAAUAAACUUAAUCAAGAAGAAUUGCUUUUAAUUUAUUCAAAAGCACUGUGUCAUAAAAUAUUAGGAUAAAAUUAAGUUGCACAUAGUCUAUUUUGUGUUAAUGAUUUAAUAAAUCAGCUUUGCUUAUAUAAUUAAAAAAAUACAGUCUAUUAUUUAAGUAAUCUAGCAGUGACAGGAAAUUUAAAGUUUUAUGAUACUACCCUUGAUAAUACUCUUGAAAGAAUAAGUAAAAAAUGCUGGGAAUCCCUUAAGUUAGACAAGGAAAAUAAGGACUUCUUAAUUUAAGAAUUAUUAUCUAACUAAUGUAGAUACUUGUAUUAAUAAUAAUAAGCAAAAUCAUUAGAAAUUUUAGAAAUAUAUUCUAAAAUAUUGGAAAAUUAUUUAUAAAAAAAAUAUUUUAGUAAUUAAUAUGUUGGAAAUAAGAAUACUAUACACAAAAAAUUGGCUGAGGCUUACUAAAUCUUAUACAAAUGCCAAAAAUCUGAUUCAAAAUAAUAGAUUUUUUAUUAUGAAUAAUCAUUGAAUUAUUUCGAAUCACUCAGAACUAUUCCUUAAUAAUGUAGAUAAAAUGUGGCAUAUGUAAUCACUAUGAUGCAAAUACCAAAACAAUAAUUAGUACAUUUAGACUCUAUCAAAUCUAUUAAUAAGAGAAAGGCCUUUAAGAUUAAGCCUACUGAUGGUAGUUAAUACAAAUAGAAAUUGGAUACUAGAGUUUUACUAAUAGGAGGUACAUGCUCCAAAUAUUAAAAUUAUUCAGACUCAAAUAAGGUAGAAAAUGCUCACUUUUUCUAUCCUGUUUUAUACCUAAAUUACUUGAAGAAUCAAAAAUAAAGCUUAUAUUAAUCCUAAGUGCUACAAAAAGUUGAUAUUAAACCUGAAAAUGGCUUUAUUUAAAGAAUAGAUUUGAACUAACAGUUUUCUCCUCACUAGAUAGCUUCUUUAAAUCAUAAUUAUAUAAUUUAAAGCACUCAUGUGUAAGAUCUAGAAUUAGAAGUGGUCGAAACAAAAAAGAAUCAAGGUCCAUAAGCUCAAGCUAAUCUAGAAGUGGCAAAGACAGAGCAAGGUAAGGUUGAGCCAAAGAAAUUCAAACUUGAUCAAAUUUAAUUGGAAAUAAGAAUACUAGAAUCAUAUGUUAUGGAUACAAAGAAUUAUUUCUAUAAUAAAAAAGAUGAUGACAUAUUUGAUGAAACUUAGAAAAUAUUCUAAUUCUAACAAACCUACGCUUCUAUCAACGAAUAAAAAAAAGAUAUAAAUAAAUCAGGUAAUUAAUAGCUAAAAGAUGGUUUAAAUACAAGUGUAUCUUAAACUAAUUUAAGUGAAUAGCAGCUUAUAGCAUAACUUUAGUAAAUGCCUCCUGUUUAUGGAAAUCAAGAAGAUAAAAUAGAUAUUAAAGAAAAAGUUGAUCAAGGAUCUAAAUUAAAUAAAUGCUAAAUUUAAGAACAUCAGUAAAACUAAGCUCAAUACAUAUAAAAAAUAUAAAAUAACAUAUAUACUAGCUAAGAUUAGAGGUUAUAUGGCUGUUUCUAUACUUCUUUGUCGUUUAUAUUUGAAACGAUUUUUAUAAAAUAAGCGAAUAAAGAUUUAUAUCAAAAUAGGAGAGAAAAGCCCAAAACAAAAUCAUAUUUUUGGGAAAUUAUGAAGCAACUAAAUAAAAUCGCAAAUAAUUAAGCUGAAAAAGAAACACAGUCGACUCUAAAAUCCUUAGAAUAUGAAUAAAAACACACUUAAAUAAUUUUCCUUUAAAAAUAAGCAAAAUGUCUCCUAUAAAGUGGUCUAAAUAGUUUUAGCACAUGGUGUCUUUAUAAUUAAACUGCCCAUUAAAAUGAAACUGAUAUCUAUUUGAAUAUUUUUUGGAGAAAAGGCUCAAACAAAUUGAUUAUGUAUGAUCAUGAAAAUCAGAAAAUUAUCCAAGUUUAAAUGAUGGUACAUAAUAAAAAAUUGAAUAAGGCCCUUGUUCCUAAUGAGAAUUAGAUAAGGUACGUAUUUUUCAACAACAAAGAUAAACACGUUUACAUAUGCAUAGAAGAAGAAUUCUAAUACAAGUUCUAAAACGUUUUAAUGAGAGCUCCUUUAUAAAAUAUAUAAUAUUAAUAUUCUAAAAUUAUCUUUGAAGAGUAAAUAAACAAGCAUGAUCCUUUGUAUCCUUUGUUGAAUAAAAUUACAUUUACCAUUAAUUCAAAAGACAAAAUCUUUGGAAUUGUUUAAGAAAAUCAAUAAAAAUAUGAACUUUAUGCUUUAACUGAUAGCAGCUAAAAAAAAUGGACAUUAUAAUAUUCUUCACCACUGGAUCCAAAAGUUAUUAUAAAGAGCUUUGAGGGUAUCAAAGAUUGUUAAAUAAGUCACUUAGAAAUCAUUAGUAAUUUUAGUGUAUAAAAUUAAUUGGAAUUUUUAUAAUUCCCUCUUUAGCUUGCUAUACUUAACAAGCAAAUAGAUAUAGAUGAAAUAAAAAAAAUAAAAGAACAUAAGUAAUUAUUUAGACAUUUAGAGGAAAAAAUUAGAAAUGUAAAUCAAGAUUAAAAUGAUUAAGAAAAGGCUUAAUUCUAGUAUAUUUCUACAGUGACAAAAAGGGAUAACAAAAUGUUAAACUAGGCAGUUAUCAAAUUCUUAUGCAAUCCCAGUGUGUUUUCUUUAAUAAAAUAAUCCUUCAAUUCUUUAGUCCUUGGUCAUUCUUUAGAGAUAGAAAGUAUAUACCAAUUCUCAUAAUUAGACUACCGAAUUUAGUUUUUAGAUAUUAGCAAAAUAACAAAUAUUAAUGAUGUUUGGCAAGAAUUUAUAGAAUUCUUUUUAAAGAAAGGACAUUACUUGAAGUACUUGAAUAUAUCAGGAUAAAAAUAACUAUUAACCAGAAUGAUAUAUAUGGAUAUCAACUUUAGCUAACUUUUAUACAUAGACAUAAGCAACACUAGUCUUUUGGAUAAAAAUUAACUAAUAGGAUAUAUACAAAAUUUACUUAAUUCAUGUAUUAAUUUACUGGGAAUUAAUAUCUAUCAGAUGAAAUUAGAAGAUAAUCCUAAGAAAAAUCUAAUUAAAUUUAAAGAUUUACAAGAAUAAACAUUUACAAGUACAUUUUUAAAUGACUAUUUUUUGAAUGUUUAUAUAGAAAAGGAGCUAUCAGAAGAAUUUUAACAAAAUGAUGAUAAUUUAUUAAAAGUACUUGAAAAUUAAUUCGGUCAAAAUCAUUAUUUUAUUGAUUAAGAAAAGAGACAAUACUAAAAAUUAAACGUAAAAUCCAAGUCUAACUUUGAAUUAGCUUUCUAAAGUGACAGAAUUGAUAAAAUAAUUCAAAAUAAUACUGCAUUCUAAGAUCCUAUUGUUUUUUCAACUGAAACAAAGUAUCUUAUCUUUGAACGUAGAAAUACUCUAAACGAAGAAAAAAAAUACUUCAUUAUGAAAUUUUACAGCAUCCUCUAAUCUGACUAGAAAAUUAUUCUGGAAAAUAUUUAAAGGAAUGAAAGCAUAAAUAUUUAAUUUAAUACUCGAGUUUUCAAAGAACUUAUUAUAUUGAAUGUAUCUAAACUUUUAAAUGAUGAAGGAGAAAAAUUCACAAUAUUUGGUAUUUUGAUUGAUAAUAGUGAAAAAGCCUAUAUUUGUAAAAUGAUAUUGCCUGUACCUACAGGUUCUGAAAUACCUUAAGAUAAAAUUAAGUUGUACAAAAGUAGGUCAAAUAUCAAAAAAUACUCUAAAUAAUGGUUAGAAGAUUGCUUUUUACCAAUUUAUCAUAACAAAAAAGUUAAAAACACAUUUUUAUGCGUAAAAGACAGCUAUUAAGUUGAAGGUUACUCCUUCUUUAGCGCUGAUGAAAUCAUAAAUUUUUGA